AUGAAAAAGAUCACUCCCAAUCCGCCAUGCUCGGACCAAUCCGGCACGGAUAUCUUCUGUAUCGCCCAACACAUCGACCCCGAAACCCUGCUGGUACAAGCCUGCGAAACCCUAGCCUCGCUAAACGCGAUCACUACCGAUCUGGCCUUCGAGUUUGACGGAGCGUUACGCCAUAAACUUCUCGCCACCCAACAAUUAAGCGUCUUGGGCGAAUUGCUGGUGACACGCGCGCUGGACAUUCUUGUGCCCACGGCUGAUUCAGAAGCAGCAGGCAGGACCGCUUCCCAACAC
Mesorhabditis spiculigera is the source of this 291-nucleotide messenger RNA. Lineage: Eukaryota; Metazoa; Nematoda; Chromadorea; Rhabditida; Rhabditidae. The record is from the annotation of a GenBank genome assembly.